Messenger RNA from Pyrgilauda ruficollis (rufous-necked snowfinch), 484 nucleotides. RefSeq names its product voltage-dependent P/Q-type calcium channel subunit alpha-1A-like. The record is from RefSeq and is a predicted model, not a curated record. NCBI's taxonomy places the organism in Eukaryota, Metazoa, Chordata, Aves, Passeriformes, Passeridae. The transcript has 2 exons. Gene Ontology annotation, cellular component: voltage-gated calcium channel complex; neuronal cell body; membrane. Gene Ontology annotation, biological process: calcium ion import across plasma membrane; chemical synaptic transmission. Gene Ontology annotation, molecular function: high voltage-gated calcium channel activity. The annotation marks the transcript as partial.
AUACCAGGGGUGGUCUGGGCACACCGUGGGGGGUUCAGGUGCCACGGUGGGGGGGUCUCACACCCCAAUCCCCCCUCCCCAGACGAGAUCAAGGUGGAGGUCCCGUGCGGGACGGACGAGCCGGCGCGGAUCUGCCCCAACGGCACCAAGUGCAAGAAGUACUGGGAGGGGCCCAACUACGGCAUCACGCAGUUCGACAACAUCCUCUUCGCCGUGCUCACCGUCUUCCAGUGCAUCACCAUGGAAGGCUGGACCGACCUCCUCUACUAUGUGAGCGGGGCCCGCUGCCCGCCCGGUGCCGCCCCGGUGCCGUCCGGUGCCGUUUGGUGUUCUCCCGGUGCUGCCCGGUGCCCCCCCGGUGCUGCUCGGGAGUUUGCCAAAGAGCGGGAGCGGGUGGAGAACCGCCGGGCGUUCCUGAAGCUGCGGCGGCAGCAGCAAAUCGAGCGGGAGCUCAACGGAUACAUGGAGUGGAUCUCCAAGGCGG